GCAAUAGUCGGCUGUACCAUGGGAUGUAGGCAAAGCUCUGAGGAGAAAGAGGCAGCGAGGCGGUCCCGGAGGAUUGACCGCCACCUGCGCUCUGAAAGCCAACGACAGCGACGAGAGAUCAAGCUCUUACUCCUGGGUACUAGCAACUCUGGCAAAAGUACUAUUGUCAAGCAAAUGAAAAUCAUUCACAGUGGCGGCUUUAACUUGGAGGCUUGCAAGGAAUAUAAACCUCUGAUUAUCUAUAAUGCAAUUGACUCUCUAACGCGUAUCAUUCGUGCUCUAGCCACCCUUAAGAUAGAGUUCCACAAUCCAGACAGAGCCUAUGAUGCUGUGCAGCUUUUUGCCCUGACAGGCCCAGCCGAAAGCAAAGGGGAAAUUACUCCUGAGCUUCUAGGGGUCAUGAAACGGCUCUGGGCAGACCCUGGUGUACAGGAGUGUUUCUGUCGCUCCAAUGAGUACCACCUAGAGGAUAAUGCUGCAUACUACUUGAAUGACCUAGAAAGGAUUGCAGCCCUGGACUAUAUUCCCACAGUGGAAGAUAUUCUGCGUUCUCGGGACAUGACCACAGGGAUUGUGGAAAAUAAAUUUACCUUCAAAGAGCUGACUUUCAAAAUGGUGGAUGUGGGUGGGCAGAGGUCUGAGCGCAAAAAAUGGAUCCACUGUUUUGAGGGGGUUACAGCAAUAAUUUUCUGCGUGGAGCUGAGUGGGUAUGACUUGAAGCUGUAUGAAGAUAACCAAACGAGUCGAAUGGCAGAAAGUCUGCGCCUAUUUGACUCCAUUUGCAACAACAACUGGUUUAUCAACACUUCCCUUAUCCUUUUUCUCAAUAAGAAAGAUCUGCUGGCAGAAAAAAUUCGGCGCAUCCCGCUAACAGUUUGCUUUCCUGAGUACAAGGGCCAAAACACUUAUGAGGAGGCAGCAGUCUACAUCCAACGUCAAUUUGAGGACUUGAAUCGUAACAAGGAAACCAAGGAGAUCUACUCACACUUCACCUGUGCCACUGAUACCAGUAAUAUCCAGUUUGUCUUUGAUGCGGUGACAGAUGUCAUCAUUCAGAACAAUCUCAAGUAUAUUGGCCUCUGCUAAGAAUCCAUGAGGCUCAAUCUGUCUUCUUGAGGUGAUGCAAAAGGGGCAACCACUUUCACUUUUGGUGGCAAAAAUGGGGCAGCCCUUGGAAGUGCAAGAAGAAGAAGGGGGAAGUCUGAAGUAUGUUCACAGACCCCCUAAGCCCUAUUAUGCCACCACAUUAUUUUUCAAAAAUGUAUGCUCUGGAGGAUGCAAAGCCUCCAAAAAAAGAAAAAAAAAGGAAAAAAAAAAAAGUUGAGGUCUAAGUGUGUGGAAAUGUUUUCACCACAAUCACUGCUGGUUCAUUCUGUUUGUUACAUCUCAUUUUGCUAAGAUGGCAGAGAUACCAUAUUCUAUGUAAGAAAUAAUUCCUCAUCCAACUGUUCUAGAAACCAUUUUACUGCCAGGAAGAUACAGAACUGGUGAGUGAAAGAUGGGCCUGCCUUGUAGGGUUAUUUCUCCCCCCCUCCCCCCCAGGAGAAAAGCUAGUUCCAACCAGAAGUUACCAAACAGGAAAAUCUGAGCUAAGCAUUACUUACAGCUUUAAAGAAGGGGCAUGUAUCCACUGGCACACACAAACGUACAGUAUAUACACAUCCAACAUGUAUACACAUUGCCCACAACUCACAGCAUAUACUAUGUAUACACUUCUGCUUUGCUUUGUUGUUUAUCAUGGACACCUUUCCUGUCAAAGGAAUUGUUGGUGCAGAAUUGUUCUAUGAUUUCCAACCUGGCCUUUAGCCAUUUCUGCUCUUGAUUGCUU
Molecule: messenger RNA, 1828 nt
Organism: Gavialis gangeticus (Gharial)
Lineage: Eukaryota; Metazoa; Chordata; Crocodylia; Gavialidae
Gene: GNAZ
Product: G protein subunit alpha z
Exons: 2
Coding region: 19-1086 (355 amino acids)
Biological process (GO): adenylate cyclase-modulating G protein-coupled receptor signaling pathway
Cellular component (GO): heterotrimeric G-protein complex
Molecular function (GO): G-protein beta/gamma-subunit complex binding; G protein-coupled receptor binding; GTP binding
Source: RefSeq, a predicted model, not a curated record